UGAUCGGUGGGUCUACGCCAUUGUAGAACGACAGCUAAACGCAAGCAAGGUGUGCGGGAAUACACGCAGGAAAAAAAAUAUGAAUCUAUUUGGGUUUCGUGUUGAAUUUGUUUUCUUGUAGUUGUUGGUUGGGAUUACUAUCUUUCUUCGCUGUAACUCUAUCUAUUGCCUUUUGUCUUUUAGCUAUGAAAGCUGUGUUUUUUCUAAGUUUUUUCAGAGGGUGUUCAGUGGAUUUUGUGAAUCUCUCUGUUAUUGCUAUAUAUUUUAAACGGUUUAUUUUGUUGGGCGUUGGGGGUUCUUGAUUGCAGGGAUUCAUUGAAACUAUGAAUGGAGAUUGGGGGUCUCGUUGAUUUUUAUUUUCGGUGAGUGUGCUGAAGAUUGUGCCCUUUUCCCAGAAGGAUUAUGCGGUUAGUCGUCGGUGGGCGUUGAAAUUCUCGUCGGUGGAAUUCUGUGUGGAGUGCGGUGAAGAUUCGUGUUGAUUUUGGGGAUCUUUGGAAUCUCUAGGUCUUCUGUUAAGGAAUCGGAGGUGAAAUCAACGUUUAAUUCGUUACAUCGAUGCUGGGUUGAAUUUAAUUGGGGGUUCCUCCGAAGGGUUUUCUAUUUGCUUUUGGGAUAUCGGCGGAGAAGGGAAGAAGUUGGGUUUAAGGUAAUUGUGGUUGAGACUUCAAUUGAUUCUAUUUAGGGUUCAGUCCAGAGAUGAGUUCCAGUGCUUCAGGUGUGAUUCAAAUGGGGAAGCUCAUGGUUCAUAUUGCCGAGAGUGGGCAUUCAUAUGAGCUGGAUUGCGAUGAAUACACGCUUGUUGAGGCUUUGCAGAAAUUUUUAGAAUCCGAAUGUGGGAUUCCGUUGAAUGAUCAGCUUCUAUUGUGCUUGGACAUGAAACUGGAAUCUCAGCGACCUCUCUCAGCAUACAAGCUACCAUCCGAUGACCGGGAUGUAUUUCUGUUCAAUAGAUCGAGGAUGCGGAGUAAUUCGCCAGCUCCUGCGCCGGAGCGGAUUGAGAGUAUUAACAUACCUGAUCCGCCAGUGCCAUCUUCUUCUCAUAAUCCUCAUCCUUUGGAUGAGGCUUCGGAUCCUGCUUUGAAGGCAUUGCCUUCAUAUGAAAGACAGUUUCGGUAUCAUUUUCAGUGUGGACAUGCUAUCUACAGCCGUACCUUAGCGAAAAGGGAGAUAUGCGAGAGAUUGUUGCAGGAGCAGAAGGUGCAAGAAAGGGCGUUGGAGAUUGCCAGGGGUAAUUUGGAUCAUUUCUAUAAGAUUGUUAGCCAGAACUAUGCGGAUUUUAUAAAACGCUACUCUCAUCAGCAUCGGUGUCAUAACAGCCUUCUGGUGAACUUUGGGAGGGAUAUGGAGAAGCUGAGAUCUGUAAGGCUUCCUCCAAUGUUGCAAUCUAAUAAUCGGAAAUGCUUACUGGAUUUCGUCAAGGAAGAAAAUCUGCGGAAGACAGUGGAGGCCUGCGGCAGUUCCCACAGGCAAUUGGAGAACAAAGUUUCAGCAUUCAAGCAGGAGUUUGGAGAUCUGAAGCGCAACACGGAGAACUUGUUUUCUUGUAAUGGAAAGGCUUCAUCUCUCAUCAAAGAUGUGGAAUCGUCAUUAAAGGACAAUCAGCGGUUUAUCAGUGAGCAGAAGAGCAUAAUGCAGGCUUUAAGUAAAGAUGUAAAUACUGUGAAGAAGCUUGUGGAUGACUGUCUUUCUGGCGAGUUGUCCUCAUCACUGCGCCCUCAUGAUGCUGUUUCAGCAUUGGGUCCUAUGUAUGAUAGCCACGAUAAAAGUAACCUUCCGAAAAUGCUGGAAUGUGAACGAGAAAUUGAGCGUUUGCUUGCUUUUUGCAUUGAUAAAAAGAAUGAGAUGAAUGUCUUUGUGCACCAUUAUAUGGAAAGGAUCGCAUUCAUUCAGUACACGAUUAAAGGUGUGCGCUACAAAUUCCCCCUAUUCCACGAGGCUUUGAAGUUUCAGGAUGAUCAAUUUGAGCACUUAAAUGUGGUACAUGGGAUUGGUCCUGCUUAUAGGGCUUGCUUUGCGGAAGUAGCGAGAAGGAAAGCAGCAAUGAAGAUCUACAUGGGUAAGGCUGGACAGUUGGCUGAAAAACUUGCAAAAGAGAGGGAUGCUGAACUUAGAAGGCGUGAUGAAUUUUUAAAACAACAAAGCUCUUAUAUUCCUAGAGAUAUAUUAGCAGCCAUGGGAUUGUAUGAUACUCCUGGUUCAUGUGAUGUCAAUAUUGCACCUUUUGACACUAAUUUGAUUGACAUUGAUCUUCAAGAUAUUGAUCGGUAUGCUCCUGAGUCACUAUUAGCCAGUCCAAGGACUUCUAGGGCUUCAUCAUCCAUUUCUAAUGAUGGUUCUCAGAUAGGUGAAGUUGAAGGAAGUGGAGUAGACUCCCAUGUAAAGUCUGAUUGGCAGGAUCUACCUGAUGGGUCAGAGUUGGUGGAGAUUGCAGGGACCAGCAAGAUGGAAGUUGAGAAUGCAAAACUGAAAGCUGAUUUGGCUUCCAAAAUUGCAUUAUUGUGUUUCAUGAGUGCAGAGCUUGAUUAUGACUCUCUUGAUGAUAGUAAAAUAGAGAGUAUAUUGAAAGAAGCCGAAGAGAAGCAUUCUGAAGCUUUGCACAUGAAAGAUGUGUAUGAAAAACACCUACACGAAGCACUGAAGAUGAAGCAGAUGCAAUGUGAGUCUUAUGAGAAACGGAUUCAGGAACUAGAGCAAAGGUUGUCUGAUCAAUAUUUGAGAGGACGUAAGCUUUCAGUUGAGGAGGAUGCAUCUAAUUCUGCAGUUUCCACUGCUAAGACUGAUGAUAACAAGUCAGAAGCAUCAAUGGAAGAGAUCACUUGCCCAUCUGGUUUGUCGAAGUCUGCAAUUCACCCUGAUCAUGGCAAGGUGCAUGAGGGAUUGGAUGACAAUAUGGCAGAUUCCUCUGCAACGGUCAACCCUUCUUUGGAUUCAUCGAUGCAAGAUCUACACUUUGAUAAAGGCCAUCGUAUCGACAGUGACAAGAAGGAAUCAUCAUUGCCUGAUGAAGGCAUGGCACUCAUGGCAAGUAAUAUGGCUGUUAGUUUAUCACAACCAGCAGGUGUUCUGUUGCAUGAACCUGCCCCUGAGCCAGAUUUGGAUGCUACAGUAAAAGAUAGCUUGGUGAUGGAAUUGCGAAAUGCCCUAGAACAGAAAUCAAGUCAAUUAGACAGUGCAGAAUCAAAGAUCCAAGAGUUGAUUGGUGAGGUUUCCAAUCUUGAAAGAGAGUUGGAGGUCAGUCAGAAGCUACUUGAUGAAUCUCAGAUGAAUUGUGCUCAUUUAGAGAAUUGUCUGCAUGAGGCUAGAAAGGAAGCACAAACCCAUCUUUGUGCAGCUGAUCGUAGGGCAUCAGAGUACAGUACAUUGCGUGUCUCUGCUGUCAAAAUGCGUGGCCUUUUUGAAAGACUGAGAAACUGUGUUAUAUCUGCUGGGCCGACUAAUCUUUCAGAUUCUUUGCGUGCUUUAGCACAGUCCCUCGGCAGUUCCUCAAAUGAAAGUGAGGAUGAAACUACUGCUGAGUUUCGUGAGUUCCUUCGCGCCCUUGCUGAAAAAGUUAGUAGCCUGUCAAGGCAGUGCCUUGAAUUGCUCGACAGAUACUCUAAAACCGAAGCUGAAAACGAGCAGCUCUCCAAGGAGUUGGAAGAAAAGAAAGAGAUUGCCAACACACUCUACAUAAAGCAUCAGCUUGAAAAGCAGGCGAACAAGGAAAAGAUAUCGUUUGGCCGGCUGGAAGUUCACGAGAUAGCUGCAUUUGUGCUCAAAUCUGCUGGCUAUUACAAGGCUAUAAACCGCAGCUGCCCUCACUAUUACCUUUCUACUGAAUCGGUGGCCUUAUUCACUGACCAUCUUGCAAGCCGUCCAGACUACAUCAUAGGGCAGGUUGUACAUAUCGAACGGAGGAUGGUGAAGUCGCCUCCAUCGACACCGGAUCCAGGUGAGAGCAUCAGGGAUCAGGUUGAUGUGCUGGCAUCAUCUGAAGGUGGACCGAGCCGGUUGGGCUCUUCAUCGAAUCCUUAUGGCCUUCCUGUCGGAUGUGAAUACUUCAUAGUGACUGUUGCCAUGUUACCGGAUACAAGGACCUCCACUUCCUCCAUUCAUUCGACUUCAACAUCAACAACUUCAUCGACAUCGCCUUCCUGAUCUUUGUUGCAAUGUGUGGCAGAUAGAGAUGUGAUGGAAGAAAAACACCAAGUGUAUAUAUCUAUAUCUACUAUAUAUAUAUAUAUAUGUUACUUGUAAUGGCACUGAAGAUGGGAACAAUCUACUCCUCCAUUGAUGAUAGUUUCUUGUAUAGCUCUUAGCCUUGCCGGGGGCAAAGGAUUAUUAAUUCAAUCAAAUCUCUUCUGUACAUACAUAAAAUGCUUGCUUUCUCAUUGUCUUGCUGCCUUUUUAUGUCUUUUAUGGAUGAAUGUUUUUAGGCUCA
This is a messenger RNA of Andrographis paniculata, 4420 nucleotides long. RefSeq names its product autophagy-related protein 11. Gene Ontology annotation, molecular function: molecular adaptor activity; protein kinase binding. The transcript is spliced from 5 exons. The coding region runs from base 697 to 4137 and encodes 1146 amino acids. Gene Ontology annotation, cellular component: phagophore assembly site membrane; extrinsic component of membrane; Atg1/ULK1 kinase complex. Lineage: Eukaryota; Viridiplantae; Streptophyta; Magnoliopsida; Lamiales; Acanthaceae. The record is from RefSeq and is a predicted model, not a curated record. Gene Ontology annotation, biological process: positive regulation of protein phosphorylation; autophagy of mitochondrion; autophagosome assembly.